AUGGAAUCGGAAAAUAAGGAUAGGAUCAGUGAUUUACCAGACGCACUGAUAUGUCACAUCUUAUCCUUUCUUCCAACAAAAGAAGCUGUUUCCACUUCUGUUCUUGCCAAAAAGUGUAGGCCUCUGUUUGUUGAUGUACCAAGUCUUGACUUAGAUGACUCCAUCUGUCGCAACACUCCAAUGAGUUACGAAGAAAAGAGAACGAAUGGUACAAGUUUUAUGCAUUUUGUGGAUCGUGUAUUGGCUUUGCAAGGGAAUGCUCGGAUCAAGAGAUUCCAACUUGUAGGUAGUGAUGUUGUCAAUGAACUAUGGGUGCUGGAUUGGGUACCAAAAGUGUUGAGACGUGGUGUAUCGGAUAUUCAUCUAAGCAUGUCUUCGCAUUGGGAAAAUUUUGAGUUCCUGAGAUUUAAUCCUCUGCCUCCAGAGAUGUUUGUAAGCAAGACACUGGUUAGGCUGACAAUCAUAUAUGAACAUGGCGUCAACAUUAGUGUGAAAGGUGAUGUUUCACUUCCGAAGCUUAAGACUCUCCAUCUUAACUAUUUCAAGAUAACAACGAGUAUGUUUAACAAGCUUCUCUCUGGCUGUCACACGCUCGAAGAAUUAGUGCUGACUAAUUUGAUUUGGGCUAAGUCUUUGAAACAUGAUGUUGUGUUCAUAUCUAUCCCAACCCUCAAGAGACUCAAAUUUUGUCGCUAUGAACAAUAUGAUGAUGCUAACAAAACCGUGUCCUUGUCAUUUGAUAAUCCAAAUCUGGUCUACAUGGAGUAUUUUGAUACUGUUGUGGAUAGGUAUCAACAAGUGAGUUUUGGUUCGCUUGUUGAAGCUACUAUCGGACUUCGACUUACACCAGACCAGUCCUAUUUGCAAUGGUAUGAAUGUGAGAAUUAUUUGACAUACAAUGAAAAGUCUAAUGUAACAAAAUUUCUCAACGGAAUACUCAAUGUCAAGAUCCUCCACUUGACUCCUGACAUGCUUCAGGUACUUGGUUGCUGCCGUGAUACAAUACCAAUAUUCAACAACCUCACUCGUUUAACUAUCGAGACUAAACCAGAAACCGAAGUACUAUGGAAACCAUUGCCAGCUUUACUCAAGAGUUGUCCAAAUCUAGUAACCCUCGUCUUCAAAGGACUGCAUCAUAUAUCCACAGAUAGAUGUGAGGAUGGGGACGGGUGCUUAUGCAAGUAUUUUAUUGAGUAUACGGAAGUGGUGGCUCGUACUUGUCUGUCAUCAAGUCCGGUCAAGGUUAUAGAGAUACUUAACUUUGCUGAUGACAAUGAUGACGACGACGAUGAUGAUGAAAAUGGUGGACUUGUUCAUUGCUUAAGGGAGAAGAUAGAGCAUGUCAAGUACUUCCUAGAGAAUAUGCCGAAUCUUGAGCAAGUGAGAAUGCGCUUUCUUUCAUCAAAUGAAGAAGAUGUAAUGAUGAAAGUAUUCAAGAAACUUCAGAAUCUUUCCAAAGUAGCUUCACCCAACUGCAAAAUCCAAGUAUUCUCUGAUAACCUCAGCCUAUCAUAUAAUACUUCCGACUAAAUGGGCCGUGGUCCUUGUCUUUAGAAAAUCCUUUUAUCAAGCUACAAGUUUGUGUAGUUGCUGAAAGAUCCUAUGAUUCUCUUUGCUUA
Camelina sativa (false flax) is the source of this 1619-nucleotide messenger RNA. Its product is annotated as putative F-box/LRR-repeat protein At5g41630. The record is from RefSeq and is a predicted model, not a curated record. Gene Ontology annotation, molecular function: protein binding. Lineage: Eukaryota; Viridiplantae; Streptophyta; Magnoliopsida; Brassicales; Brassicaceae.